AUGGCUCCCUUCAAAAUGGCCGGUCUUAUCGGCAAGGGUGGCAACAAGCACUACCCUACGGCCAUUAGCACCGAGGAGGACGACCAAGACCUGGAAACGGGCAACUUCCUCCAGGAACGCCAAAGGAACAACCGGGUUGAGGGUGCUCAGGGUGAAAGUGGUUCUAACGAAGAAUACAAGUCUCUCGUCCGCUACAUCGACACAUACCGUGAUCCCAAUGCGGAAGUUGAGGAGAUUGAGGAUUCUGGCGCCUCAGCAAGCCACCCGUCAUGGAUGUUCUGGAAGAAGAAGGCCGACGGUACCAGCGGCCAGAGCGCCUUCGUCACGCCUGCCGACUGGCUCAACACCGACAUGAAGACGGGUCUUGACCCAAUGGAAGUCGAGCGUCGCAGGAAAUACACUGGCUGGAACGAGCUCUCCACCGAGAAGGAGAACAUGUUCCUCAAGUUUGUUGGUUUCUUCCGUGGUCCCAUUCUCUACGUCAUGGAGGUUGCUGCCAUCCUCGCCUUUGCUCUGCAAGAUUGGCUCGACGCCGGUUUGAUUGUGGCAAUUCUGUUGCUCAACGCCGCUGUCGGUUGGUACCAGGAGAAGCAGGCUGCCGACGUCGUCGCCAGCUUGAAGGGUGACAUUGCCAUGAAGGCGCUUGUCAUUCGCCAGGGAAGAGAAGAGGAGAUCCGCGCCCGUGAGCUCGUGCCCGGUGACAUUAUCAUUGUUGAGGAAGGCCACGUCGUCCCCGCCGAUGCCCGUCUGAUUUGCGACUAUGAGAACCCCGCCGGAUACUCCGCCUACAAGGCCGAACUCGAGGCCCAGGAUGUCAUGUCUCCCAACCGUGAGAAGUUCGACGAGGACGGCGAGGAGGGAACUCCCCAGCUCGGCCACGCCAUCAUCGCCGUCGACCAGUCUGCCAUGACUGGUGAGUCUCUCGCCGUCGACAAGUUCAUGACCGACACCGUCUACUACACCACCGGUUGCAAGCGCGGCAAGGCCUACUGUAUCGUCACCCACGGCGCCCAGGCUUCCUUCGUCGGAAAGACCGCCUCUCUCGUUCAGGGUGCCCAGGACCAGGGCCACUUCAAGGCUGUCAUGGACUCUAUCGGUACUACGCUCCUCGUUCUCGUCGUCAUCUUCAUCCUCGCUUCCUGGGUUGGUGGUUUCUACCGCAACAUCGAGGUCUCCGAGGAGGGCUCUUCCGUCAACCUGCUCCACUACGCUCUCAUUCUCCUCAUCAUCGGUGUCCCCAUCGGUCUGCCCUGCGUUACCACCACUACUCUCGCCGUCGGUGCCGCCUACCUCGCCGAGGAGAAGGCUAUCGUCCAGAAGCUCACCGCCAUCGAGUCUCUCGCUGGUGUCGACAUUCUCUGCUCUGACAAGACCGGUACCCUCACUGCCAACCAGCUUUCCGUCCGCGAGCCUUUCGUCAUGGAGGGUGUUGACAUCAACUGGAUGAUGGCCGUCGCCGCUCUCGCUUCUUCCCACAACAUCAAGGCCCUCGACCCCAUCGACAAGAUCACCGUCCUCACCCUCAAGCGCUACCCGAAGGCCAAGGAGCUCAUCGCCGACGGCUGGAAGACCGAGAAGUUCACUCCCUUCGACCCCGUCUCCAAGCGCAUCACCACCAUCGCCACCCACCGUGGAGUCCGCUACACCUGCGCCAAGGGUGCCCCCAAGGCCGUCCUCGCUCUCACCGACUGCACCGAGGAGCAAUCCGCUCUCUUCAAGGAGAAGGCCGCUGAGUUCGCCCGCCGUGGUUUCCGUUCCCUCGCCGUCGCCGUCAAGGAGGAGGAUGGCCCCUGGGAGAUGCUCGGCAUGCUGUCCCUCUUCGACCCCCCUCGUUCCGACACCGGCCAGACCAUCCUCGAGGCCCAGGCUCUCGGUCUUCAGGUUAAGAUGCUUACUGGUGACGCCCACGCUAUCGCUGUCGAAACCUGCCGCAUGCUCCAGCUCGGUACCAAGGUCUACAACUCCGACAAGCUCCUCCACUCCGACAUGGCCGGCACUUCCAUCCACGAUCUUUGCGAGCGCGCCGAUGGUUUCGCUGAGGUUUUCCCCGAGCACAAGUACCAGGUCGUCGAGAUGCUUCAGCAGCGUGGUCACUUGACUGCCAUGACUGGUGACGGUGUUAACGAUGCCCCCUCCCUGAAGAAGUCCGACUGCGGUAUUGCUGUUGAGGGUGCCACCGAGGCUGCCCAGGCUGCUGCUGAUAUCGUCUUCCUCGCCCCCGGUCUCUCCACCAUUGUUUCCGCCAUCAAGCUCUCUCGCCAGAUUUUCCAGCGCAUGAAGGCCUACAUUCAGUACCGUAUCGCUCUUUGCUUGCAUCUUGAGAUCUACCUCGUCUCCUCCAUGAUCAUCAUCAACGAGACUGUUCGCGCCGACCUCAUUGUCUUCCUCGCCCUCUUCGCCGAUUUGGCCACCAUCGCCGUUGCUUACGACAAUGCCCACUUCGAGAAGCGUCCCGUCGAGUGGCAGCUGCCCAAGAUCUGGAUCAUUUCCAUCGUCCUCGGUGCCCUCCUUGCCGGCGGUACCUGGGUCCUCCGCGGCACCAUGUACCUCACCGACGGCGGUGUCAUCCACGAGUACGGCUCCAUCCAGGAGAUCCUCUUCCUCGAGAUCACCCUGACCCAGAACUGGCUCAUCUUCGUCACCCGCGGCUUCGAGACCUUCCCCUCGUUCCAGCUCAUCGGUGCCAUUGCCGCCGUCGACGUCCUCGCCAUCCUCUUCUGCGUCUUCGGCUGGUUCUCCGGCGGCCGCGGCGAGCCCGCCUCCCCGCCGUCCCUCAACCGCUUCCUGUCCGACAACGGCCGCACCGACUUCGUCACCGUCUGCGUCGUCUUCGUCUACUCCGUCGCCGUCACCAUCGUCAUGGCCCUGGUCUACUACAUCAUGACCAACAUGCAGAGCCUCAACGACAUGGGCCGCAAGAAGCGCAGCGUCACCGACACCAUGAUCGAGAACGUCCUCACUCAGCUGAGCAAGGUCGCCCUCGAGCACGAGAAGGACGACAAGGGCGAGAGGUUCUACAUUGCCAACCGCACCGUUGUCGAGGAGGGUUAA
Messenger RNA from Colletotrichum chrysophilum, 3051 nucleotides. RefSeq lists its product as uncharacterized. The transcript has 5 exons. Lineage: Eukaryota; Fungi; Ascomycota; Sordariomycetes; Glomerellales; Glomerellaceae. Bases 1 to 3051 code for a protein of 1016 amino acids. The record is from RefSeq and is a predicted model, not a curated record. Gene Ontology annotation, molecular function: P-type proton-exporting transporter activity; ATP hydrolysis activity; ATP binding. Gene Ontology annotation, cellular component: plasma membrane. Gene Ontology annotation, biological process: proton export across plasma membrane; regulation of intracellular pH.